GCUCCAUCUCAUCAGCCGAAUACAUAUCCAAGAUGGCUCAACCGCCACCUCUCAAUCUCGUGGUCCUUAUCUCAGGAACAGGAAGCAAUCUGCAAGCACUAAUCGAUGGCGUUCCUUCGUUCCAAAACCCGGCCGCUCGGAUCAGUCUGGUGGUCUCGAACUCGAAGCAUGCCUACGGAAUCCGGCGCGCAGAAGCAGCGACCCCUCCGAUCCCGACGCAGGUUUACAGUCUAGCCUCGUUCCGGAAGCUGAACCCUCAACUACAGGAGGAGGCUGAACUGCGUGCGCAAUACGAUCGUCAGUUGGCUGCUAUCAUCAAGACCGGGAGGCCCCAUCUCGUCGUCCUCGCUGGAUUCAUGCACAUCCUCAGCGAGCCCUUCCUCAAGGAAAUGCAUUCGGAUUGGGACGCUGGUCGGGUGGCCCCGAUUCCGGUCAUUAACUUACACCCCGCCCUGCCUGGACAAUUCGAUGGUGCAAAUGCAAUCUUGAGAGCUUGGGAGGCAGGCCCAGCAGGAAGACAAGAAAUCACAGAAACUGGGGUGAUGAUUCACGAGGUUAUCGCUGAAGUCGAUAGGGGUGCGCCGAUCCUAACGCGGACGGUUGAGUUGAAGAAGGAUGAAUCUCUUGAAGCCCUUUCGCAACGGAUGCAUGAGGUGGAACACGAAUUGAUCGUUGCUGGGACACAUGCAAUGCUUCGGCGUAUUGCAUCACAGCCGUCAAACCAACCUAGCACAUCACCAGAAGCGCGUUCUUCCAUCGCCAGUCAUCGUCAAUAGUCCUCUUUGUGCUUUUGAGAAGAAAAGUCUCUCAGUAGGGGCUCGAUGAAGUCACGUUCUGCCCCUCCCCCUUGGAUAAACUCCCAGAUCCCACCUCCAUUCAGCCGUACAACAGUCCUUAUCAAUCAACCAUAACCAUCAAGCACUUCAGCAAAAAACAUGUAAUUGUAGCCUAGAUAACUCACAAAAAGCAUUUAAAUCUGUUGCAGUUGGAAUGAAGAUAAAAACGCUAUCCUGGAAACAUGAAGCUGAGAUACCAUAUCCGCAUCACCUCAUGAUGAAAAGUGGCACAUAUGAUAUUUGGCUUGGUAGAGUCUCCUUCAAUGAGAAGUAUCUAACAGUGAUUUGAUGUUGGCUCAUCUGUCUCUCAUCAUAUCACAAUCUGGGAAUGCUUGGGUCAUGUUGUAGGGACCUCCUUUAGACAUGGUUUGAGCUCAGCUAAAAAAAAUGGAGCAGAUGGGACAACUACAAAUGUAUCCAAAUUCUUGGAUCUGGUCAGAAAUACAGCCCAAUACAAAAAAAUACUAUACUGCAUCUUUUC
Molecule: messenger RNA, 1317 nt
Organism: Puccinia graminis f. sp. tritici CRL 75-36-700-3
Lineage: Eukaryota; Fungi; Basidiomycota; Pucciniomycetes; Pucciniales; Pucciniaceae
Product: phosphoribosylglycinamide formyltransferase
Exons: 3
Coding region: 33-776 (247 amino acids)
Biological process (GO): 'de novo' IMP biosynthetic process
Cellular component (GO): cytoplasm
Molecular function (GO): phosphoribosylglycinamide formyltransferase activity
Source: RefSeq, a predicted model, not a curated record